Molecule: messenger RNA, 765 nt
Organism: Vicia villosa (hairy vetch)
Lineage: Eukaryota; Viridiplantae; Streptophyta; Magnoliopsida; Fabales; Fabaceae
Exons: 2
Coding region: 1-765 (254 amino acids)
Source: RefSeq, a predicted model, not a curated record
AUGGCAUCGAAUAAGCAAUUACCAAUUAAUAAUGGUAAUUCUGGGACUUUGACUUGGAAUAGAAAAAUGGAUGAUGCUCUUGUUGAUGCUUUUAUGCAUGAAUAUGAAAAGGGGAACAAAGUCAAUGGCACAUUCACUACAUCGGCAUAUGAAAAUAUUGCAGCUGAACUUCGUGCAUUGUUUGGAAACAAAGUUGACAAGGUGAAGAUUAAAAACCGUUGGAAAACUUUGAAAAAAAAUUUCACUGAAUACUAUGAUAUUUUUAAAGGUGGUAUGAGCGGCUUUUCUUGGAAUUCAACUACACAAUUAUGGGAUGCCGAGUCAGAAGUAUGGGAUGCUCUAAUUGAGUCAAAACCAAAAGCAUCAAAUUGGAGAAAUGUACCACUUCCAAAUUAUGAGAAGAUGCUGAUACUUUAUGGACCUAACCGAGCUGAUGGAGAGGAAUCUGGUACUUUAAAAGAGACAAGAAAACAAAAGUCAUCGAUCACCAAUGAAGACUUUGCUGAAACUAUUCAAGAUAUUGAUGACCAUGUUGCUCGUAAUGAGGUGAAUUUGGAAAGCUUUGAUGUUACUUCUGAUUUUUCUGUACCUGAAACACAAUCACCAGAUCCUUUAAGUGGUAGUAAAAGAAAGAAAAUGAAAGUGGUUAAAAACAAAGAUACAAACAAUGAUGUUACUGAACUCCAAGAAUCAAUUGUCUUGGUUGCAAAUGCACUAACAGAAGGAAAUGCGGCAAUACGAGAAGGAAAUGAAAUAAUGAGAUAG